Messenger RNA from Ricinus communis (castor bean), 2484 nucleotides. Its product is annotated as polygalacturonase. Gene Ontology annotation, molecular function: polygalacturonase activity. The coding region runs from base 559 to 1749 and encodes 396 amino acids. The record is from RefSeq and is a predicted model, not a curated record. NCBI's taxonomy places the organism in Eukaryota, Viridiplantae, Streptophyta, Magnoliopsida, Malpighiales, Euphorbiaceae. Gene Ontology annotation, biological process: carbohydrate metabolic process. The transcript is spliced from 4 exons.
UCAACGUUAUAUAUGUGUACAUUGAAUCUGCAGGCUCGAGUUGGAGAAGUAAAUAUCAAUAAUAUAGUAACCCUAUUUGAUAUUUACCUUUUAUCUCUUUCUUUCUUUUUUUUUUUUUUUUGGAAGAAAUUAAAUUUCUGUUUUUGUGCUUACAGUCACCAUGUUUUGUUGUAUAUGUUCAUAUCAUUGACAAAUUAUGGAUCUUGAAUAAGGUGUGGAAAGCAAUGUGAAAUAAGUUAUAGUUCGAACCAACUGUUUCAAUCAUACUUAAAACAAUAAUAUAAUGAAAAAGAAAUCUAUAAAACUGUAACGGCCCAAGGAAAACUAAUAUGUUGGUUCCAUGGUAGAGCAAUAUGAAACCUUAAAAGGCAAUGUCCCACUCAUAUGUAUAUGAAUACAAGCAAACCAAGUUGCAAGUAAGGCUAAAGAUAACCUUAAAUCAUCAAAAGCAAUUUAAUUUGCUUUUCCAUUUUGCAAUAAGAAUCUAUAAGUAGAUCCCCCCAACUGCAAUCCUAUCAACAUUCACUCUUCUCUUUCAACACUAGCACCAGCAGGAAAAUGGCUCUUCCAGUGAGUACUCGACUAGUAGUUUUAGCAAUCAUCUUUGUAUUUGUCACAUCAUCUUCAUUUGCAACUGCGGCUAUUUACAAUGUGUCGAGUUAUGGAGCCAAACCUGAUGGCACAACUGACUCAACUGAGGCCUUUAUUGCUGCUUGGAAACAAGCCUGUAGCUCCUUAGAACCCACCACCAUAUAUGUCCCUCUGGGAAGGUUCUUGCUACGUAAUGUGGCUUUCCGAGGAAAAUGCAGGAACAAUGCUAUUCAGAUACGUAUAGACGGCAUGCUUGUGGCUCCAUCAGAUUACCGGGUCAUUGGACAUUCUGAAAACUGGCUUUUGUUUGAGAAUGUUGAUGGGGUUUCAUUUUUUGGUGGAGUGCUUGAUGCACAAGGAACUGGAUUGUGGAAUUGUAAGGCCACUGCCAAGAACUGCCCUAGUGGAGCCACGUCCUUGCGGUUUACCAAUGCGAACAACAUUGAGAUCAAGGGAUUAAGUUCACUGAAUAGCCAGUUGUUUCAUAUUGUCCUCCAUGGUUGCCAGAAUGUGAAAAUGGAAGGGGUGAAAGUAUCCGCCCCUGGCCAAAGCCCAAACACUGACGGCAUUCACGUGCAAUUGUCAAGUGCUAUUACAAUCCUGAACUCGAUUAUUGGAACUGGUGAUGACUGUGUAUCAGUUGGUCCUGGCACCAGUCAUCUGUGGAUUGAAAAUAUUGCAUGUGGACCUGGCCAUGGGAUAAGCAUUGGAAGUCUAGGGAAGGAAUUUCAUGAGCCUGGUGUGCAAAAUGUGACAGUUAAAACAGUGACAUUUACGGGUACCGAAAAUGGGGUUAGAAUAAAAGCUUGGGCAAGACCUAGCACUGGUUUUGCUAGGAACAUUUCUUUUCAAAAUGCUAUAAUGAAGAAUGUCCACAAUCCUAUUGUCAUUGAUCAAAACUACUGCCCUCACAAAAGAAAUUGCCCUCAUCAGGGAUCGGGCAUUAAAAUUAGUAACGUGUGUUACCAAAACAUUUAUGGAACAUCAGCAACAGAAGUAGCAAUGAGAUUUGAUUGCAGUAAAAAGAAUCCAUGCACUGGGAUUAGACUGCAGAACGUAGUUCUCACUUACAAAAAUCAACCAGCUGAUGCAUCAUGCACCAAUGCUGAUGGGACAGCUUCCGGUUUGGUUAAUCCAGCAAGCUGCCUUACCGUAUAGGAAAGGAAUUAUCUAUUUAUUGUUCUGUAAUUAACACGAGUUGUGCUACAAUUUUAGCAAUUGGAUUAGAUUCAUUUUUGGCUUGCUUUUCUUCAUGAAUCUUAGAGAUUAAGUAACACAACUUUCUAUAAUUAAUGGUUGUUUCCAUGUGAGGAAAUAAUUAAUAAUAAUGGUUGCAUGUGGAAUAGAUAAAAAUAUCAAUUAAUUAGAAAAAUAUGAGAUAAUUUUCUUAUUUUUCUUAAAUCAUCCGGCGGCCUUAAGAUACUUAAUCACACUAAAAAAAUAAUUUUUGAGAGUUUCAUACAAUAAAUUACUAAUUAAAAUAAAAUAAAUAAUAUUAUAAAUAGAAUUUCUUAAAAAAUAAAAAUAAGGAAAAAAAAAGCUGGAUAGUUUUAAUAAAUUCAAUUUCUUAUUCUAUAAUUCGACUUAUUUCUUUGUUGUUUUUCUUAUGAACGGAUAUAUAUUAUACCUAAUAACCACAAUAUUAAAAGCAAAUCUCGACAUUUGGUAUGUUCUUUUUUUACUUUCUUGGUGCAAAUAGACGUACGCACAUAAUUAUGUCGAAAUGUGAACUUGGAUUUAUUAGUAAUGACAAAUAAAUUAAGUAUAUGAUUACGUAAAACACAUGCUAUAAUCAACUUCCACGACAGGGUUUUCUAAUUCUUUAUAGCAUAAGAAUCAUGUUAACCUAAAAUAAACAUUAAUUUACAGAUAUUAGCGUAAAAAAUUGACAAA